AAUGUACAUAAUGGUUUGCAGAUAAUGAAUAACCUUCAAAUUCUAGUGUCAUAAUUAGUGAUUGUUGAAACCAACAACGUUUGACUCUUGAGCUCGGAUGCUUUUCUUUGGCUUUAUCUCUUCACACACACACACAAGGAACAAGCAGUCCUACAGGAUCAUCUUCAUCUGUUUAUGCCAUCAUUCUACUCAGAAAUGAAAAACACAAACUGAUCAGUCACCUCACCAAAAUCAGACCAUUUCAGGCCAUCAUGGACUCGGUCAAUGAUUCCCUCAUGGCCUCCAGCAAAGUGAGUCUAUUGCAACACCAUCCACAGCAGCCAUCUUCGUCAAGAAAUCUACUAAAAACCUACAAAACCCUCAUCAUAAUCAUCUCUUUCUGUUUUAUCAUCCUUGCUUCUCUCAUCUUAAGCACCAUAAUCUUAUUCCACAUGCAUAACCGCAACAACUAUAACCUCACCUCCGAGCCCACUGAGUCACUCUGGUCGAACUCGGCAAACUUGAAGACCUUUUGUUCCGUCGUGUCUCAGGACCCCGACUUAUGCUUUACCUCUAUAUCCUCCUCUAUCAAGGGAACCGAGACCGACCCAGAUGACAUUUUUGCCGUCUCUAUCAAGGUAGCCAUUGAUAAUGUCACCAGCCUGGCUCCAUUGAUGAGAGAAGUUUUGCUGAGCAGGACUGGAGCCGAGUGGGCUUUGAAACAUUGCACCAAGUCAGUGGCCGACUCACUGAGUCAACUCAAUAGGUCUUUGACUGCAGUGCAGCUGGGGGCAAAGGAAAACCGCCGGGUAUUUUCGUCUGAGGCCCCGGUCGACUUGGGGGUGCAGCCGUUGACUGCUGAUCGAAGGGGAUACGUGAUGACGUGGCUGAUUAGAGCAAUGAGUGGUUUGGACACCUGUGUUGAUGUUUUGGAUAAUGUUGGAUCAGUGGCUGUAGAUGAAUUGAGCGUGAAGGUGUACAAAGCUAGGGUGCAGGUCAGCAACAACAGAGAGUUUCUCUUGUACAAGGAUAAAAUAUUGGAAUAUUUUGUCAUCCAUCCAGCUGGAGUUGAGGACCGGAACGGAAAAGCUUGAAUUGGAGUGUAAUGAUCCUCUUGCACAUGUACUUUUGGCAGAUAGGUUGUAUUUUGAUAUUUGGUGGUGUAUCUUACGUUUCACUUUUGGUUUGUAACUAAGAUUGAAUUUUGGUUG
Molecule: messenger RNA, 1190 nt
Organism: Coffea eugenioides
Lineage: Eukaryota; Viridiplantae; Streptophyta; Magnoliopsida; Gentianales; Rubiaceae
Product: pectinesterase 3-like
Exons: 2
Coding region: 252-1073 (273 amino acids)
Biological process (GO): negative regulation of catalytic activity
Molecular function (GO): enzyme inhibitor activity
Source: RefSeq, a predicted model, not a curated record